AUGGAUCACGCAGCAAAGUGGAAAACACCACUACUGAAGCACCCAUAUCCCAAGCUCUUUCCGCUCUUGAUGCUAGCUAGUCUUUUUUACUUCUGUUCAGGUAUCAUCCAGGUGAACAAGACAGUGGAAGAAGUAGCAGUACUAUCCUGUGAUUACAACAUUUCCACCAAAGAACUGACGGAAAUUCGAAUCUAUUGGCAAAAGGAUGAUGAAAUGGUGUUGGCUGUCAUGUCUGGCAAAGUACAAGUGUGGCCCAAGUACAAGAACCGCACAUUCACUGACGUCACCGAUAACCACUCCAUUGUGAUCAUGGCUCUGCGCCUGUCAGACAAUGGCAAAUACACUUGUAUCAUUCAAAAGAUUGAAAAAGGGUCUUACAAAGUGAAACACCUGACUUCGGUGAUGUUAUUGGUCAGAGGCGUCACACCCAGCACAGAGCCCAAUGCCCAUGCGGAGCUUGAAAUCAUGACCCUGAGAUCAAGACCUGAGCUGAGAUCAAGAGUCGGACGCUUAAUCGACUGAGCCACCCAGGCAUCCCAAUGAUACUUUCUAAAUAAACUCUUAAAAAAAAAAAA
This is a messenger RNA of Felis catus (domestic cat), 575 nucleotides long. RefSeq names its product CD80 molecule (gene CD80). Lineage: Eukaryota; Metazoa; Chordata; Mammalia; Carnivora; Felidae. Gene Ontology annotation, cellular component: external side of plasma membrane. Gene Ontology annotation, biological process: negative regulation of T cell proliferation; immune response; T cell costimulation. The record is from RefSeq and is marked provisional.